UAGCAAAAGUUACCAUGUCUUCGCUUCCCGACAUGCCGACCAUUGAACUGGACACCAAUCUGCCCACCAGGCGCCUGCCUGCGGGGCUGGAGAAGCGGCUAUGCCAGGCAGCUGCCACCAUCCUGAACAAACCCGAGAAUUACAUAAACGUGAUCGUGAGGCCAGGCCUGACCAUGCUGCAUCUCAGCUCUGAGGAGCCCUGUGUCCAGCUGUGCAUCAGGGCCUUGGGUGUGGUGGGCACUGCUGAGCAGAACCGCAGCCACAGCGCCCGAUUCUUUGAGUUCCUCUGCAAGGAGUUGGUCUUGGGUCAGGACAGGGGCGCAAGGAUACUUAUCCGGUUUUGUCCUCUGGAGCCUUGGCAAGUUGGCAAGCAAGGGACAGUCAUGACGUUUUUAUGAUUGUCAUGGAGAGACACAAGGACGUACUGAGUUGGCUGCCUUUUCUGGAAAGUUGGAUCACCUUCCCCCUCCCACCCCCGAGGCAGACAGGCCUGUGAUGCCCUCCCUCCUCCUCAUGCUAAAUAAAUCAGGAGACUUCCAUCAUUCCAAU
Messenger RNA from Ochotona princeps (American pika), 549 nucleotides. Its product is annotated as D-dopachrome decarboxylase-like. NCBI's taxonomy places the organism in Eukaryota, Metazoa, Chordata, Mammalia, Lagomorpha, Ochotonidae. Gene Ontology annotation, molecular function: phenylpyruvate tautomerase activity. The transcript has 3 exons. The coding region runs from base 15 to 398 and encodes 127 amino acids. The record is from RefSeq and is a predicted model, not a curated record.